Messenger RNA from Williopsis jadinii, 1416 nucleotides. It is a transcript of the gene NFS1, whose product is annotated as cysteine desulfurase. Gene Ontology annotation, biological process: [2Fe-2S] cluster assembly. Bases 1 to 1416 code for a protein of 471 amino acids. Gene Ontology annotation, cellular component: cytosol; mitochondrion; nucleus. NCBI's taxonomy places the organism in Eukaryota, Fungi, Ascomycota, Saccharomycetes, Phaffomycetales, Wickerhamomycetaceae. The transcript has a single exon. The record is from RefSeq and is a predicted model, not a curated record. Gene Ontology annotation, molecular function: pyridoxal phosphate binding; cysteine desulfurase activity.
AUGCAUUUGAGAGCGCUUAGACCAUUCCCAAGACCUUUGCUCAGCUCGAAGAGAUUCGUGUCGUCGACGACGGUGCAGAGGGCCGCCACUGCGACUGCGAGUGCCGCCAACGACCUUGUGGAGGAUGACAUUGCUUCCUCUGCGCAGCAGCAGAAGUUUGCUAGUGAGACCAUCGCCAACAAUGCGUUCAAGGCCAACCCUUUGAACGGUACAAGACCGAUCUACUUGGAUAUGCAGGCCACGACGCCUACUGAUCCAAGGGUGUUAGACAAGAUGCUCCAAUUCUACACCGGGCUGUAUGGUAACCCACACUCGAAUACCCACAGUUAUGGUUGGGAAACUGACAAGGAGAUUGAAAGCGCGCGUAAGAGGGUUGCCGAUUUGAUUGGUGCUGAUCCUAAGGAGAUCAUCUUCACGUCUGGUGCCACCGAAUCCAACAACAUGGCGAUAAAGGGUGUUCCAAGGUUUUAUCAAAAGACCAAAAAGCACAUCAUCACGGUGAAGACUGAGCACAAAUGUAUCCUAGAUUCUGCAAGACAUUUGCAGGACGAAGGCUUUGAUGUGACCUACCUCAGCGUCAACAGUGACGGGUUGAUUGAUUUAGAACAGCUGGAGAAGGCCAUCCGCAAGGAUACAUGUCUUGUCAGUGUUAUGGCUGUGAACAACGAAAUCGGUGUCGUCCAGCCAAUCGAGGAGAUUGGUAAGAUCUGCCGUAAACACAAAGUGUUUUUCCACUCUGAUUGUGCUCAAGCCGUGGGAAAGAUCCCACUGGAUGUCAAUAAGAUGAACAUCGACCUCAUGUCGAUCUCAUCUCACAAGAUCUACGGCCCUAAAGGUAUCGGUGCCAUCUAUGUCAGAAGAAGACCAAGGGUCAGAUUGGACCCAAUCAUCACGGGAGGUGGUCAAGAGCGUGGAUUGAGAAGUGGAACGUUGGCACCACCACUGGUUACCGGUUUUGGUGAGGCCUGUAGACUGAUCAAAGAAGAUAUGGAUUAUGACCAAGCACACAUCAAGAGACUCUCAAAGAGACUCAUGGAUGGCCUACUUUCCAUCGAGCAUACUCAGCUGAACGGCUCAAAAGUGCACAGAUAUCCUGGGUGUGUCAAUGUCUCCUUUGCCUACAUCGAGGGUGAAUCUCUGCUCAUGGCGUUGAAGGACAUUGCGCUGAGUUCCGGAAGCGCGUGUACCUCUGCGUCUCUGGAGCCUUCCUACGUGCUACAUGCCCUGGGAGCUGACGAUGCAUUGGCACACUCCUCCAUCAGAUUCGGCAUUGGACGCUUCACCACUGAGGAGGAGAUUGACUACGUGAUCAAAGCGAUCCACGAGCGUGUGGAGUUCCUCAGAGAGCUGAGUCCGCUGUGGGAGAUGGUGAAGGAGGGCAUUGACCUCGACACCAUCGAGUGGAGUGGCCACUAA